This is a messenger RNA of Rhizopus microsporus ATCC 52813, 1677 nucleotides long. RefSeq lists its product as uncharacterized. Gene Ontology annotation, molecular function: DNA binding; RNA polymerase II general transcription initiation factor activity. The transcript has 5 exons. The record is from RefSeq and is a predicted model, not a curated record. Gene Ontology annotation, cellular component: transcription factor TFIID complex. Gene Ontology annotation, biological process: transcription initiation at RNA polymerase II promoter. Bases 1 to 1677 code for a protein of 558 amino acids. NCBI's taxonomy places the organism in Eukaryota, Fungi, Mucoromycota, Mucoromycetes, Mucorales, Rhizopodaceae.
AUGGGGCCUGAACAACAACAACAACAGCAGCAGCAGCAACAGCAGCAACAACAGCAACAAGCUGUGCCUUCAGUGUCAGAACAACAGUCUAGAGUAAUUGCACCCCAAGGGUUAAUGAAUCCUGCCAUGACAUCACAACCUCGGCCUCCAGCAGCAGGAGGAUCAUCUUCCAUGACUUUAUUUGAUAACCUUACCUCGCAGUUAACACCAGAAAGAAAAGAAAGAUUUAUUGAAUUAUUCAAGAAGCUACAAAGCAAUUCAGUUACUGCAAAUCAAUUCCUAGCACAGGCAAGAUUAUUGCUGGAUCAGCAACAGUAUCAGCAGCUCGAAAACUUGAAGAACAAGCCAGUACAACCCAUGAUGCCAAGGCCGGUAUCUAUACAACCGCAAACAUCGCAACAACAACAGCAGCAGCAACAGCAGCAACAGCAACAAUUGGACUAUAAUGCUCUUAAACGAACAAUGAGUGGCUCACAGUUACGAUCUGAGGAUACUCAUCAACGAGCAAUUCUUCAACCACAGCUGAAAAGAGCUGAUAUACCCAUCCAACAGCAACAGCAACAACAACAACCAGUACCCAUCUAUAGAUCAAAUACAGCUCCACCAUCUACAAUGGAUCAUCAGCAUAUGGGAAUGCAGCCUGAUACUAUUGAUCCAGCAAUAAAGAACGAAACGGAUGGAGAGCAAAUUUCAAUUGUGCAAGAUUUUAUGAACCUGGAUAUUUUGAAAGGCUUAAUAGCAAAAAUAUCUGCAUCUUUAGAUACUGUCAAUGUACAGCCUGAAGUCUAUUCAAUGAUUGCUUUGGCCACACAAGAGCGCAUACAGAAGCUGAUAAAGGACAUGAUUGAAGCAUCAAAAUACAGAAUGGAUUCACAAACAUUUACACAGCCACCGCCAGACGAAGCCGGUCGUUACCCAUAUAAAAUCGUAGACGUACAGGAUAUUAAAAAGCAACUUUUGGCUAUUGAAAGAGUAGAGCGUGAGGAAGAAAGACGAAGAAGAGAGUAUAUUUCUGAAAGAGAACGAAGGUCACAAAUGGGUGACGAUGAUAAAGAAGGAGGAGAUGAUGACAAGCCAAAGAAGAAAAAGAAGAAGGAUCAAGGUGGCGUUAGUGCAAGAUAUAUGAGUGAUGAUGUGCGUAAUAAGAGCACAAACGAAACAGCCCUGAUGAUUGCAGGCGGUGUAAAGAAGAGUUGGAUGUUGACAGGUUUAGCUGGAGGGACAAAAGAUAUGCCUCCAUUUACUCCUUCAAAGCCUCCAGCUUCAUCACCACCUAAUAAUCUACCCCCUUCUUCAACAUCAGCAACGCCUACAAACGCUCCAUCACCAACAGGUGGACAAAUUCAGAGUCCAACUUUGUUUCAGCAUCCUACAACUAGUAGUCCAAUGUCACCUCAGGAUGCAGAUGAUCAACCAAGGGGAAGAGGCAGACCAAAAAGACGAAAAUCAGGCUCAGGCCCUGAUAUGCCAGCAGUAAAAAAAUCAAAAGCAUUUAGAGAUGGUCUCUUUUUGCCUCCUUCGACUAUUGGCCGACCUCAACAUCGUUUCUUUGGCGAACAAGGAGUAAGAAAGGUGACAGUUCGAGAUGCACUAUUUGUAUUAGAGGAUGAAUAUGAAAACAAAAAGGAAUAUGCACCGCGUACUUUACUUAAAACAUACACUUGCUAUUUGAAGUAA